UUCACCGCUGCUGGGUGAUCUUCAUGCCUCUGGAGGACUCGGCUCUUUCUCGUAGGCUCGUGCGUCCCCUGGCGGUCUCCCUCGGAACUUCAUCUUGUUCGCACCACCUCGGCGCGAAUAAAGAUUUCUUAUUCAAAACGCCGGAAGUGACUACGGAGGCCGGGAGUCUCGGCGUGAAGGAACCGCGACGGGAGGCCGCGAUGAGCGAUAUGGUGGAGAGGACGCUCACGGCGCUGCCGGGGCUUUUCCUGCAGAACCAGCUGGGAGGGCCUGCGGCCUCCAGAGCUCCCUUCUUCUCCAGGCUGGGCGGCCUCAUCCGCGGCGUCACUGCGCUCUCGUCCAAGCACGAAGAAGAGAAAUUGAUCCAGCAGGAACUGAGCAGCCUGAAGGCGACUGUUUCCGCUCCGACUACAACACUGAAAAUGAUGAAGGAAUGUAUGGUGAGACUUAUCUACUGUGAAAUGCUUGGCUAUGACGCUUCCUUUGGAUAUAUACAUGCAAUCAAGUUGGCCCAACAAGGAAACCUCUUGGAAAAAAGAGUGGGUUAUUUGGCUGUUUCUUUAUUUCUACAUGAAAGUCAUGAACUUUUGCUUCUUCUUGUGAAUACAGUGGUAAAGGACCUGCAGAGCACUAACCUGGUAGAAGUAUGUAUGGCCCUUACUGUUGUCAGUCAGAUUUUCCCUCGAGAAAUGAUUCCAGCUGUUCUUCCAUUAAUAGAAGACAAACUUCAGCAUUCUAAGGAGAUUAUACGAAGAAAAGCAGUUCUGGCAUUAUAUAAAUUUUAUGUCAUUGCCCCUAAUCAAGUACAACAUAUCCAUACGAAAUUUCGGAAAGCACUUUGUGACAGAGAUGUUGGUGUCAUGGCUGCCUCUUUGCAUAUAUACCUUAGGAUGAUUAAGGAAAAUUCCUCUGGAUAUAAAGAUCUGACUGAGAGUUUUGUGACAAUUUUAAAGCAAGUGGUGGGAGGAAAGCUCCCAGUUGAGUUUAGUUACCACAGUGUGCCAGCGCCGUGGUUACAGAUCCAGCUCUUGAGAAUACUGGGACUGCUGGGAAAGGACGAUCAAAGGACAAGUGAAUUAAUGUAUGAUGUUCUUGAUGAAUCCUUACGAAGAGCCGAGUUAAAUCACAAUGUCACUUAUGCUAUUCUGUUUGAAUGUGUACACACAAUCUAUUCUAUUUAUCCUAAAUCAGAAUUACUUGAGAAGGCUGCCAAGUGCAUUGGAAAAUUUGUUCUGUCACCUAAAAUAAACCUCAAAUAUUUAGGACUGAAGGCUCUUACCUAUGUUAUCCAGCAGGAUCCUUCUCUGGCUCUUCAGCAUCAGAUAACCAUAAUUGAAUGCCUAGACCACCCUGAUCCCAUUAUUAAAAGAGAGACUCUGGAACUUCUUUACAGAAUUACAAAUGCACAGAAUGUGACAGUUAUUGUACAGAAAAUGCUUGAAUAUUUGCAUCAGAGCAAAGAAGAGUAUAUCAUCAUCAACUUGGUUGGCAAAAUAGCUGAGCUGGCCGAGAAAUAUGCUCCUGACAAUGUGUGGUUUAUUCAGACAAUGAAUGCUGUGUUUUCAGUGGGAGGAGAUGUAAUGCACCCUGAUAUUCUCAGUAACUUCCUGAGACUGCUAGCAGAAGGUUUUGAUGAUGAAACAGAAGAUCAACAAUUAAGAGUCUAUGCAGUUCAGUCUUACCUUACUUUACUAGAUAUGGAAAAUACUUUCUAUCCACAGAGAUUUCUUCAAGUUAUGAGUUGGGUGUUAGGAGAAUAUUCCUACCUCUUAGGUGAAGAAAGUGCAGAGGAAGUUAUAACCAGGCUCUACAAGUUACUUAUGAGUGACUCCAUUUCUUCAGAAACAAAAGCCUGGUUGAUUGCUGCAGUGACCAAGCUGACACCCCAAGCACAUUCUUCUCAUAUAGUUGAGAAAUUAAUCCAAGAAUUCACUGUGUCUUUGGAUACUUGUCUAAGACAGCAUGCAUUUGAAUUGAAGCAUCUGCAUGAAAAUGUGGAACUUAUGAAGACCUUGCUUCAAGAUACUCAGAAUUGUGAAGACCCAGUGGUGGAUGCUUCUUUAUCUUUUCUGGAUGGUUUUGUAGCUGAAGGUCUCAGUCAGGGGGCAGCACCUUACAAACCGCAUCACCAGCGCCAAGAGGAACAGCUUUCGCAAGAAAAAGUUCUCAAUUUUGAACCAUAUGGACUAUCAUUUUCAUCAUCUGGCUUCACUGGACGACAGUCACCUGCUGGCAUUUCUCUGGGCUCAGAUAUAUCUGGAAAUAGUGCUGAAACGGGACUGAAAGAGACAAGUAGCUUGAAGCUGGAAGGUAUAAAGAAAUUAUGGGGCAAAGAGGGCUAUCUCCCCAAAAAGGAGAGCGCAACUGGUGAUAAAAUGGAAGUGCCGCAUGCUCCUGGGGAGGGUACAACAAUGGAGAAUGUCAGCCAGGCCACAGCCAGAAAGGACCAAGCUCAAGGCCUCACCCUAUCUACAGAGGAGAAAGAAAAGCAGUUGUUGGCAUCCUCACUGUUUGUGGGGCUUGAACCAGAAAAUACAAUCAAUUUGUUGGGAAAAGCAGACCUCGUGUCUCACAAGUUCAGGAGGAAAUCAAAAUUCAAGGUCUCCCAAAAUGACAAGAUACCCAGUGCUCAUAACCCUGCCUCCUCCACCCUCAGCUCUGUAUCAGCUGUGGCCCGUGGGGAUGAUGACUGUCUGAGUGCUUUGAAUAGAGGGGACACUGAACUCAGUGCAGAGCUCUUGGGUUCUGGGUCUUCAUCAGAGCUGUCCUCGGUUGAAAAGCUCUCAAGUGUCAGCUCGCCUGCGCCUUCUUUGUUUGCUGAUGACAACAUGGAAGUUUUCCAGCCCUCUUCAUCCUCCACAGCUUCAGCUGCAGCCUCUCUGUUAGAAGAAACUCCAGAGCGUGGGCAUUCAAGUCUCAUGGAAAUCUGUAGUAAUGACACAGUGUCAGUGUCUUCUUACAAAAUUUGGAAGGAUGAUUGUUUAUUGGUGGUCUGGGCAGUCACUAGUAAGACUGAUUCAGAGGUGACAAAUGCUAAGUUAGAAAUUUUUCCUGUGGAAAACUUCAAGAUCAUUGAGCAACCUGGAUGCUGUUUGCCUGGGAUGGAAAGCUCCACAUCUUUUCAGUAUGGUGUGCAGAUGGAAAGCCCUUCUGUAGAGGGGACUCUCUGUGGUGUUAUAAAUUACCAGAUGAUGGAUGCACAUUCUCUUCAGUUGGAAUUUUCCAUGAACUUAUCAUUAUUAGAUUUUAUUAGGCCAUUAAAGAUCUCAACUGAAGACUUUGGCAAACUCUGGUUGGCCUUAGCAAAUGAUGUGAAGCAAACUAUAAAAAUAUCAGAGCCUCAAGUUGCCUUGGCUUCUGUCCUAACAGAGCUGCAGCAGAAGUUGGGACUUCAUGUCAUUGACGUCGUAGGCAAUGAAGGGCUGUUGGCAUGUCAGCUGCUCCCAUCCACCCCGUGUGUUCUGCACUGCCGAGUGCAUGCUGAUGCGGUGGCGCUGUGGUUCCGGUCCUCCUGCUCUGCUCUUCCAGACUAUUUAUUGUGUCACUGUCAGAAGGUGAUAGAGACAUCCUAGCAAUGCUCCGUUCAGUUUACUUUCUCACAUAAAUGGUUUACAUUUAUAAACUUACCAAAGUACAAAGAACUCAUGGUACUUCUGAUGGAAAUGGGGAUUAUUGUAAGGUUCGGUUUAUGCGUUUUCUUCUUGAUUUCUGAUAAGGAUAAUCCCCAAGAAACUGUGUCACUAAUUUUUUUACUCAGGAUUGUACAGUAUGUUUGGGUUUCCCCAAAUGACCUAAGCUAAUGUGAUAAAAUGUAAUGAUUUAUAUAUCACUUAAUGUGAAGGAACUGAAAAUAUUUAUUUUGUUAUAAGUGUUUUAUAACAGGUUUAUUCUAGCAUUAACUGAUUUCUAAUAAAGCCAAGACUCAGUUCUCCUCUUUGAUGCAGGGACACAUGAGAUUGGCUUUGGAAUGUGGUGUUUGUUGUGGGAAAAGGUGUGCUCUAGGUUCUGUUUUACUAGGUCAGUGUUAAACUCAGACGGCCUAGCACAUGCUAACGGUUGUAGGAAAUUCAUGAGCAUGCUGGGUAUUGGGCAGAUCCAAUCUGCGUUUUGGGUUUUUUUUACUUUUUAACUUGUUAUACUUAAUUUUAAGUAAUUUGGCCAUAAAGUACAUCUGUUUGCUAUUAGAUCCAUUUGGCAAUUGAAUUCUGUGACCAUACUCUAAAUGGUCAAUUAAUUUUUCAUGGCUCUUAAAACUACUAGUAUUCAGUGGAUGUAGAUGCAGUAGUAACCAUGUAAAUAUAUUGUUUUCAUGUUGUAUUUGUGCAAAUAAGGCCUCUGUUAAUAAAAGAAGAUGUUGUGCCUCAUAUGUAUGAUGGGCCAAAAUCCUGAGAUUGUAUAUUAACUGAAAUAGUAUUUUAUAAAAACUUAUGGUGCUGUGGAAAAUAUUUAUUUUACCAUUUCUGGUACUUCACCAUUGAAACUAUUCAGGUAAUACAACCUUUAAGUCGUUACUAUUCUAGCUCGCAGGACUGGCUGUCACCCAGGUCAGGCACUCUGGGUUUAGGUUAUCUCAAUAUUUGCUGAUCAAGAUGCUAAUGAGCCAGUAGAUCUCAGUCAUCUGUAGUUAGAGCAAAAGAAAUAUAGUAUUUUUAAAUUAAUUUUUAGGUUAUUCAUUUUAAAAUGUAACAUUUUGUUAAUUUCUCUUUUAAAAACAUAUAGU
Microtus ochrogaster (prairie vole) is the source of this 4720-nucleotide messenger RNA. It is a transcript of the gene Ap4e1, whose product is annotated as adaptor related protein complex 4 subunit epsilon 1. Lineage: Eukaryota; Metazoa; Chordata; Mammalia; Rodentia; Cricetidae. Gene Ontology annotation, cellular component: membrane coat; AP-4 adaptor complex. The record is from RefSeq and is a predicted model, not a curated record. Gene Ontology annotation, biological process: vesicle-mediated transport; intracellular protein transport.